Messenger RNA from Exophiala spinifera, 1848 nucleotides. RefSeq lists its product as uncharacterized. The transcript is spliced from 3 exons. NCBI's taxonomy places the organism in Eukaryota, Fungi, Ascomycota, Eurotiomycetes, Chaetothyriales, Herpotrichiellaceae. The record is from RefSeq and is a predicted model, not a curated record. Gene Ontology annotation, molecular function: protein dimerization activity. The coding region runs from base 1 to 1848 and encodes 615 amino acids.
AUGACCCAGGAGGGCGAUCAGCAUGCGGCCUGGCCUCACGAAAUGCAAGAUGAUGGGCUGGGGGCUGGGAUCGGAGAUGACGAUUUCACGAAUUUCCUGGAUCUGGACACUGAUUUCCAACAAUAUGCGACAAUGAACAAUGGACAUUCCGGGCUUGACACCCCGAUGGGUCGACUCGGUUUUGGUAACAAUGCGAACGAUCUAGCAUAUAGCAGUGCGGAACAGAUGCAGAUAAACAUGCCCUCUACUACCGAGUCUCUGAACUUCCAAGAUCAUUUGGUCGCAGACUCGCAAUAUGGCCAGUACCAGCAGCAGUUUCAGCAGAUGCAAAUGCCGCAACAGUUCCAUGUUCCGCCAACGCCCGUGAGUGCCGAGAUGCAAGCGGCCAAAUAUGCUCACGAAAUGGGAAAUAACGGGCAGAUAUUGUUCGACCACCGGCAGGUUUCGUUUACGCCUCUUGUCUCCCCGGCCCAAACCCCCUUGGACGGCACAUUCGUCCUCAAUGACUUUGGGCUGGGAGAUGAAUUCUUCAGUCCUCUCACGUCACCUGCCAUCGAGGCGCAAGGAGUGUAUAGCGGCACGACGACUUCGCCUGUCGAUCCCAAUGGGGAGCAGGGAGCACCGGCGCCUCCCACGGCGGCAGGCGCAAAAAGACCUCGAAGGAAAGCUGCUGCGGUCACUCGAACUCCACGAAGUGUCAAACAAUCCCCGUCCUUGAAGCCGCACGCGCGGAGCCGACAACCAUCCCUUAGCAACUUGUCCUUGGACAAGAGCGCAACCUUAUUACCACAUGGUGCUCAGCCAUCGAACUUGUAUCCAUCUGCACCCAACAGUGCCGUCAUCCAACCGAGCGAUGACUCGGUGUCCCCCGAAUCAUUAUCUGAAGCAGUCAUGAGACCACCUCCCGUUCCUCAGCAUCCGCGGUCUCCUCGGCCACAAGUAUCGUCUCAGGGGUCUAAUAACCCUGUCACUCCAGCUACCCUAAUGAGGAUGCCGAGUAAACAGCCCGUAUCUGCAAAGCAGCUGGAACAACAUGUCUCUGUAGCGCCGAUGGACGAGCCGAUGGAGGACAUCAUGUUACCCGAUGCAGCCGCUUCGGGUGCGCAGCAACCCAUUCCAGAUAAUGGCGAUGUUACCAGAAAUGGCGAUGAUAGUGAAAACACGCCGACACUCUCCGCGAAGACACCCAAGUGGAGCGCCAGCAGCACUCCCCGAAGUGCCUUGACUCGGUCCGGCUCUACCGACACAUUUGCAAAGCCUGGCAAAGUUGAGUCCCGCGGUGGUCGUAGCAGCAAGAAGCGCCAGAGUACUACUUCUGCCACGAUAUCUCCGGCGUUGCGACCCAAGAUUUCUCCCAGCAUUAGCCCUCUAGUUCCUGCGACUGGCCCGGGCAUGGCACAUCUAUCGGCUGAGACGAGUGCUUUGUAUCUUGCAUCGAAAUCUAAUUACCAGAAUAUCCUCGAGGGCACCCAUUUACCGGGAGUUUCUUAUCCUGACACUUUGGCCGAGAACCUCACGUCGAAACGAACGUCACACAAGAUUGCAGAGCAGGGACGACGAAAUCGUAUCAACCUUGCUCUGAAAGAAAUCGAGGCGCUCCUGCCUCCCUCAAUUCUCGCCUCGCAGAGCAAAAAGGACAAGGCCGGCUCACAGGACUCGGGCGAAGGCGACUCGAAGACGUCAAGCGCCAACCAAGGAACAAGCAAAGCCAGCACGGUCGAGAUGGCCAUUGUGUACAUCAAGAGCUUACAGUCGGAGCUCAAAGCGACGCAAGACAAACUUGCUGCAGCCGAGAAGAGAGUUGCCGAGGGCAGCAGCAGUGCUGAAAGCCAAAGAUCUGAAGGGUGA